Messenger RNA from Etheostoma cragini (Arkansas darter), 2184 nucleotides. RefSeq names its product homeobox protein engrailed-1-B-like. Gene Ontology annotation, biological process: neuron differentiation; multicellular organism development; regulation of transcription by RNA polymerase II. The record is from RefSeq and is a predicted model, not a curated record. NCBI's taxonomy places the organism in Eukaryota, Metazoa, Chordata, Actinopteri, Perciformes, Percidae. Gene Ontology annotation, molecular function: RNA polymerase II cis-regulatory region sequence-specific DNA binding; DNA-binding transcription factor activity, RNA polymerase II-specific. Gene Ontology annotation, cellular component: nucleus. The coding region runs from base 298 to 1167 and encodes 289 amino acids. The transcript is spliced from 2 exons.
ACUUUGUGAAGAUCCGACUGUCAGGCAGCGGUGUAAAGCUCCGGGUGUGUAAGAGCAGUGCGCAAUAGCAACCAUAGCCAGUCUUAUGGUAAGUCACCGACCAUGACGCGCCGGAGCGCCUUUACGCAGGCAGGAUGUACACAGUUUGCGAAUAAUUACACCAACCACAUAAAUAUUUCGGAGAGAAACUAACUAUGUUUUAGUGCUUUCCUGUUGUCAUAUUUUGGAUACAAACACAGGCCUACACAGUGGAAGUGGGUUAAGAGAAGAGAAGCCACGUUCUUCAGAGAAGCAGCGAUGGAGGAAGAGCGGGACUUGAACAGCACAGACAGCAGCGAGGGAGAGAGCGUCUCCCCCUCUCCCAGCUUGCCCUCGCCGCCCCUACUGCCUUUGCAAGUCGCCCAGCAGGCCCACAGAACAACCAACUUUUUCAUCGACAACAUUUUGCGGCCGGACUUCGGCUGCAAGAAGGAGCACGGCCUUGGCCCGCGGGAGAGGGCGCAGACCUCCGGACGGGAACGCGUCCACCCGGUAGUCAGCAGGCCGAGCCUUCCCGGGACGCCGUGCCAGGACUCCAAUUGCAGCAGUGACAGCUCUUCGUCCUCCGCCUCCUCUACCUCUUUGGCGAGUCCCCCAAAGAGUAAAAGCAGCGGCGGAGGAAUCGCAGCCGCCUCUACCGGGAGCAGCGGCAUGAAAGCCGAGGAAAGAACUGGAAGUGGGGCCGGGGAAAACACGUCUUCCUCGCUGGUGGUGCUGAACGGCACCGGGGCGGCAACACCGGAGAGCCAACCGUUGCUCUGGCCUGCCUGGGUCUACUGCACCCGGUACUCGGACAGGCCCUCAUCUGGCCCAAGGACACGGAAACUGAAAAAGUCGAAAAGCGGCAAAGAGGACAAGCGGCCGCGCACGGCCUUCACGGCCGAGCAGCUCCAGAGACUGAAGACGGAGUUCCAGGUGAACCGCUACAUCACGGAGCAGCGGCGGCAGUCCCUGGCCCAGGAGCUCAACCUCAACGAGUCCCAGAUCAAAAUCUGGUUCCAGAACAAACGGGCUAAGAUCAAAAAGGCCAGCGGCUUCAAGAACGGGCUGGCGCUGCAGCUGAUGGCGCAGGGACUGUACAACCAUUCCACCACCACCAUCCAGGAGGACAAGGAGGACAGCGACUGAGGAGCCGCUUUCCUCCCCACACACACACUCUGUACAUUGUAAAUAUAUAUAAUCUCUAAUUUAAUGAUGAGGAUGGGGACGUAGAGCUGAGCGGAUCUUCUCUUGCCAGCAGUUCCUCUUCGUCAUCUCCGUCUUCGAAAAACAGACUCUUGGACUAACCCGCUACUGCAAAACCAAAGAUUUUAUUGGAAAACAGAGCCUGGAUACUUUUAAAAACAAUUAAAGAGAAAACCAUGUAACGUAAUUCUUAAGCUCCGAGUGAGAUGCCCCUCCCCACAGCCGUAAUAAGCCCAGGACGGUGGUUCAGCACGGUGCUGCUGCUGCAUACACCGGCCCUCCAGCAGCUCCCAACACCACUUAAGCCACUUUGACUUUUGUUUCAUUGUUUUUCUACACCCUGCUGACUUCCAAGAACUGUGAUACAGUCAUUUUACACACACACAGUGCCAAAAAGAAACAAUCUAGUAAAGACAGGGGAUGAACAGCCUAUGUAAAGUCACUUCUAACCACGAGAACACACAGUUAAUGCCUCCGGGAUUAUUACAGGAAUAUUAUCCAAAUACCAUAAUGUCGGGUCCUUGGCAUUGUGAACACUGAGGUUAUUAUCUUUAUGGAGUUCUUUUUUUUUAUUGGGUAUUUGAACAAAGGGAGUUUAUGUUAUAAAAUUAAAAAAUAGGCUAUAUGCAAUCUGAAUUGUUGAUGUUGUUUCCAGAUUUGUUUUUAAUGCUAAAUAUCUCCAUUUCAUUUUUAUUUACAUUAAAUAAAUAAAGGAGUCUGCAUUCUGUCACCAUUUCGAGCAUACAGAAAAUCUAAAUAAGAAUAAAUACCAGGGCAAAUAAAACGUGAAAAAUCUAAAUAUUUAGAAUAUAAUAAUAAUUUGCAGGAUUUGGAAACAGUAAUUCUAAUUCCAAAACCCUGCGUGCAGCAUAUAGCCUAUAAUGAUACGGUGCUGUGUAAAAUAUAAAUACACAUAGUCGGAAUCCACCAGUAGAAGCGUUUCAAUUCUUCACACACACA